This is a messenger RNA of Petromyzon marinus (sea lamprey), 572 nucleotides long. RefSeq names its product cysteine rich hydrophobic domain 2 (gene CHIC2). The record is from RefSeq and is a predicted model, not a curated record. Lineage: Eukaryota; Metazoa; Chordata; Hyperoartia; Petromyzontiformes; Petromyzontidae.
CCCCCACCACCACUUCCCCUCCCUCACCCCCUCCCCUCAUCUUCAAGAUGGCGGACUUCGACACCAUCUAUGAGGAUGACGAGGAGGAGGAGGAGGAUGAUGAGGAACGUCUGGCUGAGGAGAAUCUCAUCCGAUACGCGCCCGAUCCCGUGGUCGUACGCGGCUCCGGCCACAUCACCGUGUUCGGGCUGAGUAACAAGUUUGACACAGAAUUCCCUUCUGUCCUCACGGGGAAGGUAGCCCCUGAGGAGUUCAAGUCGAGUGUGGGGCGUGUGAACGGCUGCCUCAAGAAGACCAUGCCAGUCAACUUCCGCUGGCUGCUGUGCGGCUGCCUCUGCUGCUGCUGCACCCUCGGAUGCAGCCUGUGGCCCGUGGUGUGCCUCAGCAAGAGGACGCGCAAGUCCAUAGAGAAGUUACUCGAGUGGGAGGACAGCAGACUGUACCACAAGUUGGGGCUGCAUUGGCGCCUGAGCAAGAGGAAGUGUGAGAGUAGUAACAUGGUGGAAUACGUGAUUCUCAUUGAGUUCAUACCAAAAUGCUCCAUCUUUAGACCGGACUAACAUCAACAACAA